UUCCUUUUCCGCGGAUGAUUUAAGAGCAGCGCGAAAAGUCCGUGGUAGGACUGGGACUGUUGCGCGGGGCUGCAUGGCUGGUUCUGGGACGCUGAGCGCUUUCCGUCUCCCGCCGUUGCCCACGAUUCGAGAAAUCAUUAAGUUAUUCAGGCUGCAAGCAGCGAAGCAGCUAUCCCAGAAUUUUCUCCUGGACUUGAGGCUGACAGAUAAAAUUGUAAGGAAAGCUGGGAAUCUGACAGAUGCUUACGUGUAUGAAGUGGGCCCUGGGCCAGGGGGAAUCACAAGAUCCAUUCUUAAUGCCAAUGUUGCUGAACUUUUGGUGGUUGAAAAGGAUAGUCGAUUUAUUCCUGGAUUACAGAUGCUUUCUGAUGCAGCGCCCGGAAAACUGAGAAUUGUCCACGGAGAUGUGUUGACAUUUAAGAUUGAAAGGGCUUUUCCAGAAAGUCUUAAAAGAAAGUGGGAGGAUGAUCCUCCAAAUGUACACAUUAUUGGAAAUCUGCCUUUUAAUGUAUCAACUCCGCUGAUUAUCAAGUGGCUUGAAAAUGUUUCUUGUAGAGAUGGACCUUUCAUUUAUGGCAGAACCCAGAUGAUGUUGACUUUUCAAAAGGAAGUGGCAGAGAGAUUGACAGCCAAUACAGGAAGCAAACAGCGUAGUCGCCUUUCUGUUAUGGCGCAGUACCUCUGCAGUGUUCAGCACAUCUUGACAAUUCCGGGCCAGGCUUUUGUCCCUAAACCAGAGGUGGACGUGGGCGUGGUGCACUUCACCCCCCUGGUGCGGCCCAGGAUCGAGCAGCCCUUCAAGCUGGUGGAGAAGGUCAUUCAGAAUGCAUUUCAGUUCCGGAGGAAGUACUGCUACCGAGGGCUUGGAAUGUUAUUCCCUGAGGUUGAGCGCAUGGAAAGCACUGGAAAACUGUUAGAGUUGGCAGAUGUGGACCCUACCCUUCGACCCACCCAGCUCUCGGUUUCACAUUUUAAGAGCCUGUGUGACGUUUACCGGAAAAUGUGUGAUGAAGACCCACUCCUCUUUGCUUAUAAUUUCAGAGAAGAACUCAAACAAAAUAAAAGCAAAAAUCAGGAAAAAGAGGAUGACAAGGAGAAACACAGACUCUAACAGCAAACCAGAUGUUGCUUUCCACAGUGUUGAGCUGCUCAGGCGUGUACUCUGUUGUCUUCUACAGAAGGACAAUAAAAAUGGGAUCACCAGAUGUGACUUCCUUCCCUUUUACUGUACAGCUUGGUAGAGAAAAUAAAUAUAAUCAAAUAAGAUACAGUACAAGCUCUCUUUUAAUAUAUAUACUGCAUAGAUGUGACAUGUUCAGUAUAAACAGCAUCUGUUACAACCUUACAAAAAUGAAAUAUCUGCACAUUGUGCUCUCACCCCCAUUUAAAUAAAUAUGCUUUAAAUAAAGCAAAAACUAACAGCUCAAAGGAAAUGCCCGGAGGAUUGGAAAAAAACAAUGACCUUUUAAAAACUAUUAAUCACAACUCCUCCACCUGACUUUUUCCACAUAAAUUAAAAUAGAUUGCAAUUUUAAGGAUCCUAAGUCAUUUUGAUACCUGCUCAAAAGGGAUAUAAACUAAGUAAUUUACAGAUUCUGGUCAGUUUUAUCUAGUUUUCUGAUCUACAAUAAAUUAAAAUAACUUAAAUCUUUACAACUAUUUUGUGGGAAAAUGUACGCUGCACAAAACCCAAUAAUGAGUGGUUUUCUUGCAGCUUCCACUUGGCCACCAGUUUAAAAGUGAAAAGCCGCGGAGCCCACGUCUGGCCGGAGGCCGGACUACAACUGCCCGGGGCCCUCUGUUUCAUAAAAACACUCCUCGUUGACCGCCGAGGUUAAACUCUGGACACUGAACUCCCGCUGCAGAACAGAACCGAGAUCAAGGUUGGCAUUUUCAGACUGACUGUCGAGGGACUGAUGACGAAUCUGUGCCUUCAGCAAAGCUCCCCUGUCCCGUUUGGUGCUGUUGGCUUUCCGUUUAAUGGCGCAGAAGUGCCCCCGCACCAGCUUGGGCUGCUCUCCCUUGGGCCGGCCCUCCGUGCCGGGCUGGUCGGCUGGCUUGGCAUCCGGGCCGUCGGAGAUCCGAAGUCUCUGGAACUGAAUUUCAAUGUCUUUGGUAGGGCUGCCCUGCUGGAGAGUCUGAUGGUAGUCGUCCUCGUCGUCGCUCAGAAUGUCACUCUCUUUGAUGAGACUGUCCGACAGAUCAGCCAGGCCCGGCUGGGGCUGCUGCCGGGAGUCCUGCCCGCUCCCCCCGGGGGGGCACCCGCUGCUCUGCGUGCCGCUGCUCAGGCUGCCCUCGUCGGAGUCCAGCGAGCUGCUGCCCUUGCCGGGCUCGCCGGGCUCGCCGGGCCACUCGCUGCUGGAGGAGUUCUUGAGGACUUUUAAGGACCUGGAGGAGGCUGCAACGAGAGAAGGGCAUUUCCCCUCGUGAUCGAGAAACGGACUCUGCAGUGCCUAAUACUUGCAAUGUACACUAUAAGAUGUAUCACCUUAAUUACUUAAGAUUUCAUCGUCAUCUCACUUCUGUUACCAGUAUCCUGGGACUUGGGCGG
This is a messenger RNA of Lutra lutra (Eurasian river otter), 2551 nucleotides long. RefSeq names its product transcription factor B1, mitochondrial (gene TFB1M). Lineage: Eukaryota; Metazoa; Chordata; Mammalia; Carnivora; Mustelidae. Gene Ontology annotation, biological process: rRNA methylation; transcription initiation at mitochondrial promoter. The record is from RefSeq and is a predicted model, not a curated record. The transcript has 7 exons. Gene Ontology annotation, molecular function: mitochondrial transcription factor activity; rRNA (adenine-N6,N6-)-dimethyltransferase activity. Bases 74 to 1111 code for a protein of 345 amino acids. Gene Ontology annotation, cellular component: mitochondrial matrix.